Messenger RNA from Andrographis paniculata, 501 nucleotides. Its product is annotated as putative GATA transcription factor 13. NCBI's taxonomy places the organism in Eukaryota, Viridiplantae, Streptophyta, Magnoliopsida, Lamiales, Acanthaceae. The record is from RefSeq and is a predicted model, not a curated record. Bases 1 to 501 code for a protein of 166 amino acids. Gene Ontology annotation, biological process: regulation of DNA-templated transcription. The transcript is spliced from 3 exons. Gene Ontology annotation, molecular function: zinc ion binding; sequence-specific DNA binding.
AUGGCCGGAAAAUUCAACCUGAAUUGCACUCCAGAAAACAAGUGUGAGUCCGAAGAACUUGAUUUAACGCUCCGGCUAGGAGGGCCGUAUGAAGAAGUAAAGAAGUCCGAGGAAACAAGGAGCACAAUGCCUAACUUUGUAGGCAACGUGGGAGGUGAACAAUCUUCAUUUGGGAAGGGUGACAAUUCACACCUCAUAGGGAAUUCAUACGGGAUUGCGGAGAUUCCUAGUGGAUCUACAAUACGGACAACCACUUUUGUGCAACCACCAAUUGUUACCGAUCCCAUUCGCUCAAUCAUUUUCCCGUUCCAUCAAGAAUUUGUGGCCAAUCGAAGCAUGUCCCGCAAGAGACCUAUCACCGAUGUUCAUGAGGAGGAUGAGACUAAGGCUUGCGACAUUUGCCAAAAUAGUACAACUCCUUCAUGGCGUAGGGGCCCCCAAGAAAAAAAUUGGUGCAACGCCUGUGGCUUGCGCAUGUCCCGUGCCAACAAACGCAAUUGA